Molecule: messenger RNA, 1023 nt
Organism: Aspergillus uvarum CBS 121591
Lineage: Eukaryota; Fungi; Ascomycota; Eurotiomycetes; Eurotiales; Aspergillaceae
Product: DUF3431 domain-containing protein
Exons: 4
Coding region: 1-1023 (340 amino acids)
Source: RefSeq, a predicted model, not a curated record
AUGUCGAAGAGGCGGCUAUUUCGCUGGCCUGCCCGCCGCACCGCCGCCCUCGGAAUUUUGGCGCUGCUGGUUACCUCCGUUCUCUCAUGGCUCAUCUGCGGCGGUGAUUCCUACGACCCCCAACCAGGUAUGUCAUCGUUCGGACCUACCUCCGCCCCGGCCUCUCUCUCCGGGACAAUAGAAGAAUACUUCAACCCGAUUCACGAGCAGUUAUCGGAAAUCACAAAGACGUACGACAAUGCGACCAGCGAGAUUGGUCUAGUAUUGGCCGCGACGCGGGCGGAGGAUCUGACUUGGCUUUUGGAUUACUGCAACGACCACGGAACAAUCCCAUUCAUUUACAGCACCGACGUCGAACCCGCGCCGAAUCUCCUAGUUCCUUACACUAUCCGCGGUCGCGAGGCCACCGCCUACCUCUCCUUCGUCGUCGAGUUCUACAACCAAUUGCCGAAAUACACGAUCUUUAUUCACUCGAACUACGAUCAAUGGCACAAUGACCUUUUCGGACCCCACACCGGGCCGGCACUGCGAAACCUCCGCUUAGAGGCUGUCGACGCGCAAGGUUAUGUCAACCUGCGCUGCGAGCACGAUCCCGGCUGCCCGACGAGCGUCCACCCGUGGAGCCCCACGCAAAUCGAUAUCGAGAACGAUGACAUUCGCGCAUUCUUUCCUCAGGUUUACCAGACGCUGCUUAAUGUCCCUGCGAAGAAGGUUCCAGAACACAUUGGCAAUGUUUGCUGUGGCCAAUUCGCUGUCAGCCGCCAGCGGAUUCUCGAACGACCCCGGUCGGACUACGAGCGCAUGUUGCGGUGGGCCGACGAGACGGAAUUGACGGACAGCUUUGGCGUGGGAUGGGUAUAUGAGAAAAUUUGGCAUAUCAUCUUCGGCAUGGAUGAGAUUUAUUGUCCGCGAUACGAACAAUGCCGGUGCGACGCGUACGGAUGGUGCGGGCCGUUGGCCUCGGGCGAGACACUGCAGGCAGUGCGAGCGAAUCCGGGUUCCACGAUGGGGCCGUCGUUCUAA